AUGCAGCUCUCAAAUAUCUUCACCGUUGCUACACUCGUCACAGCCAUCACUGCCACCUAUGUAUCUUUCGAUCCAGGCUACGACGAUGCUUCACGAUCUCUUCGAGAUGUAUCUUGCUCUGAUGGCCUCAACGGACUCAUAACCAAGUAUCACUGGGAAACCCAGGGCCAAAUCUCCCGCUUCCCAUACAUUGGCGGCGUUCAGGGUACUACAUGGAACUCUACGUUGUGCGGCGCCUGCUACAAGCUAGAGUAUGCUGACAGAAGCAUACAUGUAUUGGGAAUAGAUGCUGUCUAUAAUGGCGGUUUAAAUAUUGGCCUCCAUGCCUUGAAUGAUCUCACUAAUGGCAAUGCUGUCGCAUGGGGACACGUGGAUGCUACUGUUACUCAGGUCUCUGGACGGGGCUGUGGCCUCCCAAAUGCACAUAAAGCAAAUUAA
Molecule: messenger RNA, 438 nt
Organism: Trichoderma atroviride IMI 206040
Lineage: Eukaryota; Fungi; Ascomycota; Sordariomycetes; Hypocreales; Hypocreaceae
Source: RefSeq, a predicted model, not a curated record